UAGGAACGGCCGAUGGGGCGCGGAGGGAUGCACUGCGCGCGCGCUGGCGGCUGUUGGGCGGGAGUGGCGCGAGACGCUGCGGGGCAGCGGCCUCAGUGCGGGCGGCGCUGAGGCGAGGUGAGGCGAGGCGAGAAACCACAGACAUGGCAACUAUGCAAUCUAUCUUCACAUUUGCUCUCUGCAUUUUGAUGAUAACUGAGCUAAUACUGGCUACAGAGAGCUAUUAUGAUAUCUUAGGAGUUCCGAAAAAUGCAUCUGACCGCCAGAUCAAGAAGGCGUUUCACAAACUGGCAAUGAAAUACCACCCAGAUAAAAAUAAGAGUCCUGGUGCGGAAGCAAAAUUUAGAGAAAUUGCUGAAGCAUAUGAAACAUUAUCAGAUGAGAAUAAACGAAGAGAAUAUGAUCAAUUUGGCCGUCACGGAGGACAAGGAAGUAAUGGAAGCCCAUUUCAUCAGUCAUCAUUUAACUUCAACUUUGAUGAUCUGUUCAAAGACUAUGACCUGUUCAGUCAAUACUCACGGUCGAAAAAGCACUUUGAAAAUCACUUCCGAAGUCAUCGGGAAGCUCACAAUCGGCAGAGACGUUCUUUCCAGGAGUUCUCCUUUGGAGGUGGACUGUUUGAUGAUGUGUUUGAAAAUAUGGAAAAGAUGUUUUCUUUUAGUGACUUUGAAAAUGCACACCGACACGCAGUGCGAACUGACAACAGGUUCCAUGGAUCCAGCAAGCACUGCAGGACUGUCACUCAGAGACGAGGAAACAUGGUUACUACAUACACAGACUGUUCUGGACAAUAAUGUUUCCUUUCUUUUCAUCUCUUCUUCUUUCGAUGCCUCCAUAAUUCUCCUUGGUUAUGUGCUAAUAUGGAAAGAGAUCUUUGAACUGUGUAUUCUUAAAAACACUUAACUGCUAUAAAGAAUUUAUAGAUGGAACUAAUUCUCAGAAUAGAAACAACAUGCAAUUAAGAGCUAAAUGCCUCAGUAACUACUUAAAAGAGGAGAGAAAUAAUCUUGCAACAGAGGAAAUUUUGUAUUUCAAUUUAGUAAGCGCUCAGUAAAUUCAUCAUAUGAUAUAUUUUUUUUAAUUUUAGAAAUAUAAUAUAAUUCUUGUAUGCCAAUUCAGGAAUGUUUGAGUUACUGGUGCAUGGAUUUCUAGCAGUGGUGAUACUUUAUUCUGAAGUGCUGCUUUUUUUAUUAUGCCUUUCAGAUUUUCGGUAGUGGUUUUUACUGAAUGUGGACUUAGUCCACAAGUUCAACAAUUUGCACAAAAUAGCAGCGGAAAUAAAACUGUGUCUUUGCAACUUUGUCCAGCAUUGCAAAUCUGUUAGAAACAAAGCAUGUAUAUUCCAACUUAAAUGAAAAAGGAAAUAUACUAAGGUUGUUCAUCACCUAGGAGAGUGAUGUAGGUUGAGGAUGUGAAUAACCCUUCACUCGCUUAAGGGCUAUUGAUGUAUGCAAGUUUGUGUAUGCACAUAGUAUGUUUCUUACUCCACCUCUCCAAAACACAAAUAUCUCUUAAGAUUCAGAAGAGCAUAUUGAAUACAAUCCUGCUUUAUGCUUCUCAUAAUUAUCAUGUGUGCACUGUAGUUGCCAUAGUUCCAUUUGUUGAACUUAAGUUCUCCUUUGUGCUUUGGCAAACUUAAACAAAUAAGCUUACUUUCAGAUUCCUAGUGUUUCUGGAACAGUCUAAAUAAGAAAUAGGUUGUGUUUGGAUAUAUUUAUUACCUGUCAGCAGAGAUUAUUCAGCUUUGUGAUUUGAAAGGUAAACUCUUGGCAUAAAGGAAUAGUAAAACUGGAAGUUACAGUUCCCAUAUUCACCUAAUACUUUGUGGUGCUGGUGUCUGAUAACAGGCAGGGCUAAUAGGUAACAACUUCAGUGCUAUGGAAAUCUGUAACCAGUAUAAACUCCUUUAAACAAACAAACAAACAAAAAAACCCAAAAACACAACUCCUAAUAUAUAUUAACUGAAGUUAAUAUGUAUCAACCCAAAAGUUCUUUAGUAAGGUUAUCACACACACGUUGCUAUCUGUUGAAAAUUAUGAGAAUUUACCUUUCAAAUGGAUUGCAUGAGCAAAAUAAGUUUUUGAACAGCAGUGUUAUAAAUAGGCUUUGAAUUCUUAAGAUCUUUAAAGAAAAGUUUAACUCUUUGCUUCUUGAACUGAUACUGAAAGUGAACUGAUACUGAAAGCUGACUAUUUGCUAAGUAAUGUUAACCUUUCCCGUAAGGGUGCGUAUUAUCACUUGUUCUGUUUUCACUCACUAAAUACUUGGAAUGGAUUAUUGCAUUAUAUUAAGUGCUUUUCCAUAUUUUUUUUAUUUAUUAAUGGACUAAUACCUCAUACAUGGUCUUUAUAAAAAGCCAGUAAUUUGUGCAACAUUGUUGGAAUGUGCAAUAUUAUAGUUGGAAAAAUGAUGGGGUGUAUGUGAAUGUCUGUUAUUUCCACUCUUUUUCUGUGCAAAUAGAUGUUUUAGUUUCCUCUGUGUAAUUAAUAUGAUUGAACUGAAAAUUGUAAUUCAUGCAGAUUUCUGACUCCAUCAGUCCUACAUGAGUCAGUUUGUCUGAUUUGUACUACAUGGACAUCCGACUGAACAAAUUACUAACUUAGAGACCUGAAUUACUUUCUCACAGAUACCUGCGUUUUUGUUUGUUCUUUUUGGUCACAUGAAUAAAAGACAGACAAGUUCUCUUAA
Molecule: messenger RNA, 2688 nt
Organism: Lagopus muta (rock ptarmigan)
Lineage: Eukaryota; Metazoa; Chordata; Aves; Galliformes; Phasianidae
Gene: DNAJB9
Product: DnaJ heat shock protein family (Hsp40) member B9
Exons: 3
Coding region: 144-794 (216 amino acids)
Cellular component (GO): endoplasmic reticulum
Molecular function (GO): misfolded protein binding; protein-folding chaperone binding
Source: RefSeq, a predicted model, not a curated record